GCAAUUGGCUUUGGCCAAACUUGAAGAUCAAACACAAGCUUCGAACAUGCUGCAAGCUAAAGAGCACGAAGAAAGAAACCUGAAACUUGGCUCAAACCAUUCAAGCCACAAGACAGUUGAUCGUCGGUCGAAGAAGCGAACACAACGCGGCUGCGCAUGCGCGUGGAUCAUGUACGACGGAUCCGGACGUGUCUAAAAUUCGCAAUUCAAAUAUUGGCUAAAGAACUGUGACGGUUCUACCGCAAAGUGUGACAAGUGACAAAGAUAUAUAUAAAUAUAUUUUUUAUCCCUUACCAAAAAAAGCAUGCGUGAACGCAGUCAAACGACCCCCAGAAGGCGUCGAACGGGUCCAAAACAGGCAUUACCAGGCAGCUCAUCGGAGGGUGUGGGUGCUCUGGAAUCCCCCUACUAUACCAUUGACAAUACAGAGGAUAUAUAUGGCACUACCCUGCUGCCCUCACAACGUUGCUAUGUGGAUCCUUGGGAUCUGGAGAACUAUGAUUAUGUGAGGAAGAAGAUCGAUGAUGUCACAGGUCAUGAGGCAGUUGAACCCGCCUACGGGACUGGUAACUCCCUGACCCCCAGUCCCACUUAUGGUUAUGGAAUGGGUAUUGGCGAAAACAGUGGCAGGGGAGGCAUGGGCGUGGGCAUGUCCGCAACAAUGCCACGCCCCCACACACAAAGUCGUCGUGUGUCGCGUGCCCAGUGUCAACUAGAGUGCUGUGUGCCCCAAAGGACACGUCGCCGGAGUCGCAGUGCCCGCAAGGAGCCAAUAUAUACGGCUAGGAGCGAGGUAUAUGGAGCACCCAGUCGUUAUGAGGACUACAUGGCCACCAUGACCAGGCAGUUGCAACUGGACCAUGGCGAGGAGGAGGAGGAGCCAGAAGAUCUUUAUGGCGAGGAGCAGCGUCAGCUUUACAACGGUUUCGGGGGCUUCUCCAGCACAAGUUCCACGGAGCAUCCCUCAUCUAUUGGAGAUGAGCAGCCUCUCCCCCAACGACGGGCAGCCACUCUCCAACGUCGCUCGGUACCCAGUCAGCUGAACAAAGGCAACAAUAAUAUCCCUAGCUAUGGAACUGCCCCACAUCCGAGGCGCAAGCGAAGCGGUAAGACCACAUCCCUGGUCGCCCCGCCAAAGAUCGACUUCCCUGCCCCGCCGCCUCUCUCGCCCGCCUAUGACUACUGUAAUCCCUAUGCUACACUGCCGUACUGCAGCAUACCGGAUUGCAGCGAAUGUCACCAGCAAAUCUAUGCAGCACCCUCCACUCUCUAUGGAACAAUGGGUGGUGGAAUGGAUGGAUCCCGGAUGAGGGGAUCAUCGCCACAUUCUAGCGGAGGCGACUCGUCGCUCUACUCGGGAAUUUACGCCCGUAAAUUCGGACUGAGCAAGAAGGGUCUGCUGCAGAUCGACUACUCCUGCAGUUGGAACGAUCUGGACAGGGUGAUGCAGCGCCAUUUUUGAGAUCCAUCAAGGUCACCAUUGGUUGGGGGUCACCAAACAGAAACAUUAUUGUACUUAAGUCAUAUUGCAUAAAUAUUAUAUAAAAAAAAAAACACACACACACACGCAUACACAAGACCAAAUAACUGAACAUGUUUGUCGUAGAUUUAUAGGUUUUUUAAUUUUUGAUAUUUUUACUGAAUAAAUGUUAUUAAAGUCAAGAAUUAAGAUUUUUAUUGGUUUAAUUUAGUGUUAUUAAGUUUGAUUAUAAUAUUAAAAAUAAUCCUUAUUCUGAUAUAUUUUACCCCAAAAAGUGAGCAAAAAUUGGAUAAUUUUAUGGAAUAUUUUUGUAUUUCUGAAUAUAUUUUAAAUUCCUUUCAGUUUGAUGAUUUCAUCCUUUUCCGACGACUUUGAUUAGUUAUUUUAACAAAUGAAUAUAAACUGUUAUAUGUGUUAUACUGUUAUACAACUCUUUCCUUUUAUUAUAUUUGCAUAUCCCUCCUAGCUAGGAACUAGGAACUCUCCAGAGACAAACUAAUUUCAAACCCAAAAAGAAGUUUAGCCAAAAACGAAAAAAAAAAAGGAACAAUCGCCAACCAGCUUAAACCAGAAAUUUUUAGUCAAAUGACUCUAAGCCAAGGCAAGUUUAAUCAACUAAUUAGUUAGGCCAUUGCAACCAAAAAAAAAACAAAAACUUGACUAACUGCCACUGAAUUUCCUUUAAAUUCACACUAAUUAGUUGUGACGUCAUGAGAGGAAUAUUCCUAGUUUGACAUUUAGUUUUGGGGCGGAAAAGAAUGAAAACAUGAAAAUGGUUUUAACGCCGGACUUUGAUGAAUGUUUUGGGAUUGUCAAGCCGUAUAUUGGUCGAACGAGAAAUGCCAAGAGCAGGUGUACACACGAUGGUUAAAAAAUAAGUGGCAGCAGCAGAAAACUUUUUAAAGCACACUUUUCGGAGUUGAAUAAAAAUCGUUGAAGAAAACAAAAAAAACAACGAGAAAUCCAUUAAACUUUCUGCCACCAAAGUGGAAAAUGCAACUUCAGCUCGAUUAUCUCAGCCGGAGGUGCACAAAUACACAGAUACGACCUGUACAAAAGGGAAAAUCAAUAAGGUAAAUAAAACGGAAAAGAUUUUCCUCU
Drosophila eugracilis is the source of this 2581-nucleotide messenger RNA. RefSeq lists its product as uncharacterized. The record is from RefSeq and is a predicted model, not a curated record. The transcript is spliced from 3 exons. NCBI's taxonomy places the organism in Eukaryota, Metazoa, Arthropoda, Insecta, Diptera, Drosophilidae. The coding region runs from base 305 to 1462 and encodes 385 amino acids.